AUGUCAAUAACGGUGCGGGCAGUUCUAGCUCCCGUAAUUAGCAAAGACACAAAUGCAGAACCGGUUGAUCUGAAUGUUGCUGAUAUGGAAACAUCUGAUCAAUAUGUUCUAUCUGAUCAAGUUCACACAACACAAUUGAGAGAUGAAAAUGCAUCGAAUGAAACUUCUUCACGGACAGAAUGUUUAGAAAUAUCGUAUGAAGCUUCGCUCACCGGAGCUGACAGUUAUUUUGAUCGUUUUAUGCUCGAAAUACAUUCAAUUCAUUUAAAACACAAGAAAGAAGAGAAGAAUCGACCAAAAAUUUCAAUUUUGACAUCUACUUCGCCAAUAAUUAGUGAUUAUGAACUUCCUCUGCGGACAAGCAUUUCAGAAACUAAUGACGAUAAUUUUGUAAAUGUAAAUCAAACGUCGAUCGAUAUUUUAUAUGAAUGGGUGUCCUCUGAAUUGUUGACCGGUCACGUAUUGUCCUUGAAAAACGUCAAAUAUUAUUAUCUACAAAUAAAAAAAGAAAAACAAGAAUCAGUAACUGAGUAUAUGUUGCGAACAUCAACUGUGAAAACUAUACUCAAACAAAAAUUUGAAGACGAAAUCACAUUUUUCGAUGAAUUAUCUCAGUCUGGUACCUAUGUUGCAUUCAAUGACGUUAAAUUUUACGCGCUAAAGCUUCUGCAAUACCAGCAAAAUACUAUUACUACAUCUGUACUAUCUAAACAACAUAAGAGUGCACCUAGUAUACAAGAGAGUGAAAUGUUAUUUUCCUCUAUUCGUUUACUGAGAGGAACUUUUGACGAAGCAUUUGAAAAAUUCAAUGUAUUAAGUCAAAAGCCCGAACAACUGCAGUAUUAUACGCCAGAAAUGUAUUGGUCGAAUGUUCCAUUAUUAUUAAGAAAUAUAAGUGAGUGUUUUUUGUAA
This is a messenger RNA of Didymodactylos carnosus, 912 nucleotides long. NCBI's taxonomy places the organism in Eukaryota, Metazoa, Rotifera, Eurotatoria, Philodinida, Philodinidae. The record is from the annotation of a GenBank genome assembly.